This is a messenger RNA of Entelurus aequoreus (snake pipefish), 13155 nucleotides long. It is a transcript of the gene pdzd8, whose product is annotated as PDZ domain containing 8. Gene Ontology annotation, molecular function: lipid binding; protein binding. The transcript has 5 exons. The coding region runs from base 26 to 3676 and encodes 1216 amino acids. Gene Ontology annotation, biological process: mitochondrial calcium ion homeostasis. The record is from RefSeq and is a predicted model, not a curated record. Lineage: Eukaryota; Metazoa; Chordata; Actinopteri; Syngnathiformes; Syngnathidae. Gene Ontology annotation, cellular component: mitochondria-associated endoplasmic reticulum membrane contact site.
AUCCCGCAGUGCCGGAAAGUAGUAGAUGAUAUGGCAGCUCGGAGGAACUCGCUUCGAUGAAGACGACUCGUUGGAUUAUGAAGACACUUUGGCGGUGAAAGGGCGACGAGGCAGCUGCCUGGAGAUGAUUUACUUAAUCGUUAUUUCCGCGUUGUCCGGCGCGGUGCUCACCUUGGUGCUCCAGUUGUUGCUGCUGUACCGGAGGUGCCCGGAGCCCAUAAAGAGGACAGAGCAGUACGUCAAAGUAGUGGCCGACAAGGCGUUAAAGGAUUACUUUAAUACUCAACAUGUCGACGCCGGCCAGCAGCAGGACGGCUCGGCCUCGUCACGACCGCCGGAAGCCACUGCCGGCAGCCCCAAACAACAACAACAACAACAACAACACGGCGACUGUGCCGACUCGGACAAAGCCGAAAGCUGCAAUUUCCUCAAUGCCAUCUUCCUGUUCCUGUUCCGGGAGCUGCGGGACACUCCCGUGGUCCGACACUGGCUCACCAAGAAGAUCAAGGUCGAGUUCGAAGAGCUGCUGCAAACCAAGACAGCGGGUCGGCUUCUGGAGGGACUCAGCCUGCGAGACAUUUCCCUCGGAGACUCACUUCCGGUCUUCAAAACAGCCAAACUCAUGAAGCCCGUCCACGUGAACGACGACGGCCUGCCGGAGGAGCUCAACUUCGAGGUGGACAUGGAGUACAAUGGCGGCUUCCACCUGGCCAUCGACGUGGACUUGGUCUUCUGGAAGUCUGCCUACCUGUUCGUCAAGAUGAGGCGGGUGGUCGGGCGACUCAGGCUGCAGUUCACUCGCCUGCCCUUCUCCCAUUGGUCAUUCUCCUUCCUCGACGACCCGCUCGUGGACUUUGAAGUCAAGUCCCAGUUCGAAGGACGACCCCUCCCUCAGCUCACGUCCAUCAUCGUCAACCAACUCAAACGAGUCAUCAAGAAGAAGCACACGCUACCCAACUACAAGAUCAGAUACAAGCCUUUCUUCCCAUUCCAAGUGCAGCCUCCUCUGGGACUUUCUUCUGAUUUGGAACUGUCAGUCCAGGACAGACGGCUGGUGGAGGGCCGACUCAAAGUCAGCCUAAUUGAAAGCAGCAGGCUCUUCAUCCUGGGCUCGUAUGAUAGAGAAACCUACGUUCACUGCACUCUGGAGCUCAGCAGUCACCAGUGGAAGGAGAAGACUCGCAGCUCCAUCAAACGAACGGAGGUUAUCAAGGGACCAUGUGGCAACGUGGGAAUGACGUUCAGGCAUGUGCCAGCCAGUGAGGGCGAUGCGGUACAUGUCAGCAUUGAGACGGUCACGCCCAAUUCCCCUGCAGCUUUGGCAGACCUACAGCGAGGAGAUCGCCUCAUCGCUAUUGGAGGUGUCAAAGUGACUUCGUCAGUUCAAGUGCCCAAACUUCUUAAGCAGGCUGGAGACAGGGUAGUGGUUCUGUACGAGAGGCCAGUUUCCCAUCAGACUGCCUCCCUGGGAAGCUUGGGAACGCCUCAGGAGGGAUCUGGGCAGCUAGAAGAACCAGGUUUCAUAUCCCAUCCAGGGGGGUAUGAAGAAGAUCCAGCCCCCAUCACCACCUUGUCUGACAUAUCUGACAGUAAAGACAUGGACUCUGAGUUUGAAGAGUUGAUUGUCGACUCCAAACCCAGCCAGAAUGUUGGCCCCACUGAUACUAAGGAGGAAGUCUUACUUACAGUAAACCAAAGCCCUAAAAGAACCGUGGCCACCUUGGCUUCUAAACCACUUGGGACCAUAUCACCCAUCCUUAGCCGCAAGCUAAAUCUUGUAGGUCUCCAGUCCCCGCUAAAGCCUCAAACUAAAGAAUCACCAAAGCCUUUACGACAGAAGGCAAACAAUGAUUCAGUAGAUAGUUUACAACGUCCCACUGUACCCCCUCCACCCCCACCUUCCCGUCCCCCAGUGCCUCCAAGACCUCAAAUACGGUUGUCAUCUGUCUGCUCAGAAAACAGUUUUUCUGACAGUGUUGAUUAUGCUAUUAACACUCCUGCCAUUUCUACUGUGACCACUACGAUCUGCGCUUCUGAGAAGUCUGACGAAAAAGCUCCUCUAACUGGAGCUAGUGAGGACACGGCUGUCUUUGAGAAGAUAAGUGUCAAGCAGAUAGAGGCCAAGUCCAACAGGCCAUCAGAGUCAAGUGAUGAGAUUUCGGUCUCAUCCAUCACCAGCAGCAAGGCUGACCAGGCAAAGGACAAAGUUUCAGAGAGUUCCUGCAGCACACGGGACAGUCUAGAAGAUCACUCUCUCUGGGAAUCCCAAGAGACGAUGUUUCGCAAUCAGACAGCACGUUGGCCUAAGGCCUCUGCUGUGUUUGAUGUGGAGAGCAACCAUAAGUACCUUAAUGUGGCCCUUUGGUGUAAAGAUCCCUUUAAACUAGGCAGUUUGUUGUGCCUGGGUCAUGUCAGUCUUCAGCUGGAGCAUGUCGCCCUCGAAUGUAUGGCAACAUCCUCAGCAGAAUAUCAGAGCACGUUCAGGCUUGGGCCUCCGGAACCGAGAGCUAAUGUCAGCCGCACUGCACUACGCAGCCUCAGUGCCCACAAGGGUUUCAAUGAGAAGCUGUGUUAUGGAGACAUCACGCUGAAUUUCUGCUACCUGGCAGGGGAUGAGUUUGACUAUGCUGGGCCGGCUGAGAGAGAGCGAGAAGGCAGUCUCCAUGAUGAUGAGCUAAGGGAGAGGGACCGUAUUGCCACAGCGCCUCGUGAUGACUUGGCCUAUGGCGCCGUGCAGCUGGUCGAGGUGCGCCACAACUUUCAAGACACCCAAUUCCAAAAUCCUACCUGGUGUGAAUACUGCAAAAAGAAGGUGUGGACCAAGGCGGCCUCUCAGUGUAUGAUCUGCGCGUAUGUAUGCCACAAGAAAUGCCAGGAUAAAUGCCUUGCUGAAAAUCCCUUUUGCGUGGCAGCAACAGAACGUCGAGGAGCUGACCCCGAUGCCAAGUUCACCAUUAAUCGGGCCACUGGCUUAACCCGGCAAAUCAUCAACACCAGCUCCCGUCUGCUUAAUCUCCGGCAGGUCCCUAAGACUCGUCUGGUUGAGCAGGUACCUGAUGUGGUACCUGGAGUGGUUGACCCUUCCCCAAAGCAUACUCCCAACACUUCAGACAAUGAGAGCAGCGACACAGAGACCUACACAAGUGGUGCCAGCCCCUCCAAGCAAUCAGCUGGUAGUGGGGGAAGCAGCAAACUUGUCCGCAAGGAAGGCGGUUUGGACGACAGCGUGUUCAUUGCUGUCAAAGAGAUUGGCCGGGACCUCUACCGAGGUUUACCCACAGAUGAGCGUUCCCAAAAACUGGAGCUGAUGCUGGACAAGCUGCAGCAGGAAAUUGAUCAGGAGUUGGAGCACAACAACACUCUUCUGUUGGAAGAGAGAGAGACCGCAGAUCCGAGGCAUAAAGUGCUGAUCAGUUCAGCUCUGUCCAAGUCCGGGGAAAGACUCCAGGCACUCACUCUGCUCAUGAUCCACUACCGUGCAGGCAUUGAGGACUUGGAGUCGGUGGAAAGCACCUCUCCUUCCGAGCAACAAUGUUUUAAGGGCAAAGGCGAUGCACUGGACGACGAGGCCCUGACGGGAGCUGAGGUCUAUGACGGCGACAUCUGCAGCCCAGCAGAGGUCCAAAUGUUGGAUGACAUUACUGAGGAACAGAUCUGUGUGGAAGCUCUUCACUGAACACAACUAGAACGAGACAGAAGAGGAACAAUUUUUGGGGUGUGGUUUGAAAGGGUCUUACCGUCCAUGUGGGUUAUUUUGUGAAAAGGAAAUGCAGGUGGGAUUUGCAUAAAACUGUUGCUGAUGGCUUUUGCACACCUUUUGUGUCCAUGCGUUAAGAUUUGAAAGGGAAGUCCAACACUCGCCUGAGUGUUGCUGGUAUGUUCUUCAAUCAAUUAUGAUCAUUUGAAAUGUCUUUGUAAAAAGUUUGAGUUCUUUUUUUUGUUUAUUGUCAAAGUUAGAUGGACUUCAGCAGAGCACAUGAAAAUCAAAUAUGGUAUAUGAUGCCGUUGUGGUCGGAGGUUUACUUCCAUUGAUCAGGGUAAUGAAAAUCAUUUGACCCCUUAAUGAUUAUUAAAUGUAUUUUUCUGUGUUGGAAAAACUCAAUCUUCAGUGACUUUUAAAAACAAAAAUUGGAUAUACAAAUAAGACACAUAGUCAAAUACAGUAUGUACUGUACAUUAAGUGAUGAGGUUUACCCCGAGCAAAGAAAUUAAUAGUUGAUAAUUGUUUUUUUAUUUUAACUGAGUGAAUUUAAGAAAAAAUAUAUAUUACAUGAAGUUUUUGAAUUGAUUUGUAUUUAUUGAGUGAAAUACUGUAAGUAUUUGAUUCCCUACCAAGCAGCAAGCAGUGUUACCCUACAGAAUGUUUGUGUGUGUGAAACACACAAAUGAGUCCCGUGCCUUUAAGAAAGUACUCCUAAUCUUAACUGAUUUUGUGUAUAAAAUACACAUUCAAACCUCUACACUACUGUGGGAAAGCCCAAAGAGCUGACAUCAGCGACAAGCCUGGAACAAUAAUAGAUAAGAUUUAUAUAACGUUUUUCUAGAUACUCAAAGCGCUUUACAGCAAGAACAGAGAACCCAUCAUUCAGUCUACAUUCACACACUGAUGGUGUUAAACUACUUUUGUGGCCACAGCAGACGGACUGACUGGCUGCCAAUUUGCGUCCCGCCGACCACCACCGAACACACCAAACUUUGACAGCGGCACUGGGAGCAAGGUGGGUGAAGUGUCGUGACCAAGAUAGCGGAAGCAUGAUUCGUACCAGGAACCCACACGUUUCUGGACAGCCGCUCUACCGUCUGAGCCACGCCACCCUUGGGACUACAAGAGCAGCAACAAGAAGUUUGGUGAGAAAGAGAUCACUCUUGGUGUGAUAAUUGAUAGAUUUCAGAAACAGAAGGUUACAAUCAAUCACUCUGGCUCUGGAGCUUCAUGUAAAAGUUCACCUGGAGUCAGAAUGAUUGUGAUAAUAGUGAAGGAGCAUCCCAGAAUUCCAAUGGAGGACAUGAGAUGAUUUUAAUCCAUUUAAAACACUUCCCUUGUGGUCUGGAUAAUAUGUAUUUGUUAUGCUUUGGUGUAAAUUUUGCUCCACAGUCACCUUUUGAACCUGUUUUUGUGAGUUUGUCUGCAUGAUGUUCAUUGGUGGAGGCGUUCCCAGAUUGCAAAUGAAACGAUGCUCCGCCCUCUCCAAAAAUAUCAUAAUUUAUCUUUUGAAAAUGUACACUGUUGGAAUAUACAGUAUAUCUUGAAGACAAACGUUACGACCAUUUUUCUUUCAGACAGUCAAAAAUAAUCUUCAUAACCAUUAUAUAGAUUCACUGGUCACAACAGUAGGUACACCUGCACACUCUCCAAUUGAUUCCGAAAACAGCCAGCAUUUUAGUGUAAAUAUGCGCAUGCGAAGGUUAGAUAAAAAUUAUAAUUAAUUCUACUUUAUCUUGUGUUUUCUCAAACCACGUAAUGUUGCCAUUUUUUUCGCCGGAGUUUAUUACAAUUCGUACUUACUGGUUCAUGUUGACAAAACAGUCCUGUGUAAAGUGUCGGUAAGACAAAUAAGCACAUGCAUUUUUACAGUGAAAACUCCAAAAAUAAGAAUAUCAUGCACAGGUUUAAUUAUUACAAUAAUGAGAUUUACAAGGUGAAACUAAUGUAUGACAUGGGCUCAUACAGUGCAUACACCGCUUCACUUUUUCCACAUUUUGUUAUGUUACAGCCUUAUUCCAAAAUGGAAGAAAAUCAUAUUUUUCCACAAAAUUCUACGGACAAUAGGCCCUUUUCCACCAAAACUUCAGGUACUUUAUAUUCCUGUAAAUUUUUGUUAUUGGAACUAUAGGUUCCUGGAGAGGUGAGUGGCUUGUGUCUCCACCGCAUUUCACGGUUCAGGGUAGUUUAUACAAAUCAGAUGUAUGAGGGAGGGAUUUAGUAUAUUUCUACACUCACACCAUGUAAAAUAAACAGACAAUAUUUGGUCAUAUGUAUUUUACUAAAGUGUUAGAAAAAUGAAGUACAAAGCAAUAAUAUACAUAACGAUAUGAUUUUUUAAUAAAAAAAUAAGUGUACCAUGCCUCUUUUGUCUGCAAUGUUCAACAAUCAGAAAGUCGUCCGCUCAGUAAAUGAUGAAUUCAUGUGGGUCAGGCGAUUCAUUGUGGUACAUUUCAGCUGUAAAUAAAAAUAUGUUUAUCUUACGCCGACAACACAAACACAUCAGAUUUAGCUUUAGCUUGUUAGCAUUAGCAUUAGCAUUCGGUUCACUAGGGUCUAGACUAAUGGCCCAACUAUUUUUAUAACAUGUAAUAAAGUAAAAAGUUUGUAUUUGAUGUGAUUUACAUCCGUUCCACUUGUGUAUUGCCGCCUUUAUUUUACUUUUCUCCUACGACGUCUGCAGCUGAGGUCGCCGCAUUGAGUCUUGCUUUACACUUCAUACUCUUCUGUAAAUACAUUUAAAAGAGGAUGUCCACUACUCGAAGCUUUGCGUAGUAAAAUGAAGUUUGUAAAAAAUAAUAAACCAUAAAACUGCAUGUAGUUUAAAGACUACGGCUGAGUACAAACAGUGUAAGAUAGUUCCACUGAUGAGCGUUCUUCAGCACCACAGAUGCCACACAAAAGUUCCUUCAAGUCGAAAUUUCCUUCCGUUCUUCUUUCUCUACGUUGUCAAGUAUGUUGUCUUAGAAAUACACAACAAAUAAGAAAUAAACAAGUCUUGCAUUCUGUAAUGGCGGUUGUGUGUUCGGGAAAAGUUUUAGGAACGCCCCCAACUGUGUUCAACCAAUCGGCGGUCGACGGCACAGCCCACCCCCGACAAGGUCCUAGGAACCUUUCAAAAGUCCUACAUCCCUGGCAGAAACUAAAAUUAAAAUGAAAAAAAAAAAAAAUCAUAUUGUCAUAAUGGGGUAUUGUGUGUAGACUUUUGAAGACAAAAAAUACGGCUGAAACAUAACACAAUGUGGAAAAAGUGAAGCGCUGUGAAUUCUUUCUGAAUGCACUGUAGCAUGCAACUCAAGAUAUUUCAAGCCUUUUUUAUAUAAUUUUGAACCUUUAGUUAAAAAUUUCCAAAAACUGUAAGCCAAGAUCAUUAAAAUUCUAACAAAUACAGCCUUGACAUAUCUCCUGUAAUGAGUUUAUAUCUUAUAUUCAUUUUAUAUUUGAAGUUGAAUAUGGACUUUUGCACAACACUUUAAUUUUUGGAGUUUCACUUGUAAUCCGUAAACAUCAGAGAAGGCGGGAGGGCAUGAAACAGUAAGGAAUAAGGCAGGCAUCAGUUUUGCUGCGGAGCAGAAUGGAGGGGCCGGCAGACAACAUACUGUACAUUCGAAUGCCCACAUAAGUAUUGUGAUCCCGUUCAAUAAAAACAGAGGCAACAACUGGAAUGAAGAGGCGAAUGUUUAUUUGCUUCACGAAUUAAAAGAACAGAAUAUUUUGAAGUGCAUCAAUAGUGGGGAAUAGAAACAGAGAUUUAUUUAAGAAGGUAGUAAAGAAAAUUGUGAAUACCUGCUUCAUUUGGACUCCAGAAGAAAUAUGAAUGAGAUCACGGAAUAGAAAUAAUCAGGUAUUGUAUAGGCAAAGAACAAAGUGUACACAAACCUCUUUGUGAUGCAUUUGUGGUCUUCAAACUGAUUAGCAAUAAAUCUGUAUUGCACACAAUUGGCAAGCUUGUACAAAACAAUAGAGGGCUUUGGCCUUAUUUCCCACAAUUCACUGCCGGUAGCCAUGUUGGAAGGCUUUGUUUGAAAACAAGCUCAUUGUUGUUGCUCAUUCAUCCAGUGAUACUCAUAAUGCCGACGACAUGUGCUAUUGUCAACUGCCCAAUCGAGUUGGGAGAGAUAAAAAUUGGUUUUUAACGCAAUUUUAAGGUUUUUCUGGACGGGGAAGUGGCUGAAAAGAAGAGUAAACGGCAAAGGCGAGCAUGGAUCUAAUGUGAUGUGCUAUGAACAACUGUUUGUUCGGAUUAUUUCAUUAAAGGUAAGCUAUGAAUAAACCAGGUCCCCACUCUGGAGCCAGGCCCAGGUCAGGGGCUCGUCAGAGAGCGCCUGGUGGCCGGGACUUCCUCCACAGAGCCUGGCCGAGCGCAGCCCGAAAGAGAGACGUGGAACCACACCGCCGCAGACCCACCACCUGCAGGGGAGUCCAUGAGAGUGCAAUGCUAUGUGGACUGGGUUGCAGUCAAAGGCAAAUGCCCUGGCGAAUGCUCCGACAACCCGGUUAUCAGUUGAGAGGGGUUGGACUUUGCUCAAUGCUGGAGUUGCCGUGGGGGAUAGGCGGCAAGCAUGUGUGGGCUUAUUUUUUGCUCCCCGACUUGGCCCAUGUGUGUUAGUCAGCCACGGUGAACAAGAGGAUUAUUUCCCUGCACCUUUGGGUCGAGGGACGAGCUCUGACUGUGGUUUGCACGUAUGCACUGAAUGGCAGUUCGGAGUACUGCCAUUCCUCGGCCUCGGCAGCACUCCCUCAAGGGCCUUCUCGGGGGCCCUUGAGGGAGUGCUGCAAGGCGUCACCCCUGGGGACUCUGUUGUUCUACUGGGUGAUUGCAACUCCCAUGUUGGGAGCAACAGUGAAACCUGGAGGGGCAUAAUUGGGAGGAAUGGCCUUUCUGAUCUGAAUCAGAGUGGUGUUAUAUUAUUGGAUUUCUGUGCUAGCCACAGUUUGUCCAUAACAAACACUAUUUUCAAGCAUAAGAGUGCCCACAAGUGCACGUGGCACCAGCACACACUAGGUCACAGGUCAUUGAUCGACUUUAUAGUCAUUUCAUCAGACAAGUGGCCGCAUGUCUUGGACACUCUGGUGAAGAGAGGGGCUGAGCUGUCAACUGAUCACCACCUGGUGGUGAGUUGGAUCAGCGAGCGGGGGAGUAUGCCGGACAGAUCUGGCAGGCCCAAACGUUCAGUGAGGGUAAGCUGCAAACAUUUGUCAGAGGCUCCCGUCUGCCAGAUCUUUAAUUCACACCUCUAACAGGGCUUCAACUGCAUUCUGAACGAGGUAGGGGACAUUGAGUCCAAAUGGGUGUGUUCUGUACCUUUAUUGCUGGUACUGCUGUUCGGAGCUGUGGUCGCAAAGCGGUUGGUGCCUGUCAUGGCGGCAACCCCCGAACCCAAUGGUGGACUCCAGAGGUAAAGAGGGCCAUCAAGCUGAAGAAGGAUUCCUACCAAGCAUGGCUCGCCUGUGGGACCCCCGAAGCAGCUGACAGGUAUGGACAGGCCAAGCAAGCCGUGGUCUCACCCAAAACUCGGGCAUCGGAGGAGUUCGGGGAGACCAUGGAACACGAUUUUCGGUCGGCCUAAAAGAGAUUCUGGCGAACCAUCCGACGCCUCAGUAGAGGGAAUCAGAGCUCUGUCCACACUGUGUAUACUGGGGUCGGCAACCUGCUGACCAUUACUUGGGAUAUAGAAUCUCCUUAAUCCUACAGAUACACCCUCCGUGGAGGAGGCAGAGUCUGAGGUCACAAACGGCGACAUGUCCAUCACUGGAGCCGAAGUUGCGGAGGUAAUCAAAAAACUGCCCAGGGAGAGGAUAAGAUUCGCCCCGAAUACCUUACGGCUCUGGAUGUUGUGGCACUUUCGUGGCUGACAUGUCUCUUCAACAUAGCGUGGAAGUCUGGGGCGGUGCCUCUGGAUUGGCAUAACAGGGUAGUGAUCCCCCUUUUCAAGAAAGGGGACCGGAGGUGUGUUCCAUACCAAAGACUAUAAAAAUGGGACCCAUAACCUCCCUGCUUGGCACUCAGCAACAAAGGGUUGGAGUUGGGGGUUAAAUCACCAAAAUGAUUCCCGGGUGCGGCGCCGCUGCUGCCCACUGCUUCCCAAGGGGAUGGGACAAAUGCAGAGGACAAAUUUCACCACAUCUAGUGUGUGUGUGACAAUCAUUGGUACUUUAAUCUUUAAUCUUUAAUUAUAGCGGGAUCACACUUCUCAGCCUUCCAUGAUAUGUCUAUUCCAGGGUGCUGGAGAGGAGAGUCCGGCCAUUAAUCAAUCCUCGGAUUCAGAAGGAACAAUAUGUCGUGGAACAUGGGACCAGAUUUAUAUGCUUGCUAAGAUACUGGAGGGGGCAUGGGAGUGUGUUUUGAGGAUUUGGAAAAAGCAUUCAUUUGUGUCCCUUGCGGUGUCCUGUAGGGGGUUCUCCAGGAGUACAGGGGCCAGCGUCCGUUGUUUCGGGCUAUUCGGUCCCUGUACAAUCGUAGCAGGAUUAUGGUUCGCAGUGGCGGUAGUAAAUCAGACAUGUUCCCAGUAGACGUUGGACUCCGUCAGGGCUGCACUUUGUCACCGGUCCUGUUUAUUAUCUUAAUGUACAAAAUUUCUAGGCACAGUCAGGAUGUGGAAAAUUUCCAGUUUGGUGGCCAGAGGAUCACAUUUUGGCAGAUGAUGUGGUCCUGUUGGCUUCAUCAGGACCUUCAGUAUUCACUGGGUCGGUUUUCAGCCGAGUGUGAAGCUGCUGGGAUGAGGAUAAGCACCUCCGAAUCUGAGGCCAUGGUUCUUAGUCGGGAGUGAAGUUCUGCCUCAAGUGGAGGAGUUCAACUAUCUCAAGGUCUUGCUCACGAGUUAGGGAAGAAUGUAAUGUGAGAUUGAGAGACGGAUUUGUGCAGCGUUGGCAAGGAUGCAGUCACUGUACCGGUCUGUUGCGGUGAAGAGGGAGCUGAGCCAGAAGGCGAAGCUUUCGAUUUACUGGUCAGUCUAUGUUCCCACCCUCACGUAUAGUCACAAGCUUUGGGUAGGUCGAGAAUACAAGCUGUAGAAAUAAGUUUCUUACGCAGGAUGUCUGGGAUUACCCUUAGAGAUAGGGUGAGGAGCUCGGUCAUCCGGGACAGGCUCAGAGGAGAGCCGCUGCUCCUUCAUGUUGAGGAGCCAACUGUGGUGGCUUGAGCAUCUACGACCGAUGCCUCCUGUACGCCUCUCUGGUGAGGUGUUUCGGGCAUGUCCACCCGGGAAGAGGCCUCGGGGCAGACUUAGGACACGCCGGAGGGGCUAUGUCUCAUAGCUGACCUGGGAAUGCCUCGGUGUCCCCCCUUUUGAACCAGAGGUGGCCGGGGAGAGGGAAGUCUGUGCAUCAUUACUUCAACUGCUACCUGGACUCGAAUAAUCUAAUGACUCUGAUUAUUUCUCCAUCGUACCAAAGCUGGUUCAAUGUCAUUUUCCACUGAAUACUUUGGAAAUAUCACGCAUGCAUUACGUAGCGCUAUCGUUAACAAUGACUUACCUAAACAAAGCCUUCCAAUACGGCCGCUGGCAAUGCAUUGUGGGCUAGUAUAGCAAAAAAGAUGAAGCCGUCUAUGGUAACCCUUAUUUGAAGUAGUACCGGAGCACCAUCGGUCUUAUCGGAUUUAAAACUCCUCUCAUCAAUCCACAGAUUGUGUUGAAUGAACUUUGUGACAUUUGAUAGUUUUCUUUCCAUUCUCCGUCCGAAAGUUCCUUCAAAACCUCGAUAAUUUAUUGAUGCUGUCUGCUAUUUGCCAUCAGCACAGCCAUUAGAGGCGUAAUAUUUGCCAAUAUUACAGCGGGCAUCAUGUGCAACAAAAACUCGGGUGUUGAUGACCGAGUAACAACAAAAAUGCCUUGUUUUGGUGGGACGUUGUAGGUCAACCUCAAAAGCAACUCAUUAAUCAAAGCUAAAAGGAAAUAAGCGCCCCCAGUGUACGGGAGGCACACUACGUAUGACCAAUAGUCACAUCAGAGAGUGUGCACGGACACUGGGACUGAACAUGUCGGUGUGAAAAUAUAAAAAAAGGAACUAUUUGAGAAGUCAGAUUAAUUUUUUGCAUGGAAACAUAGUCACUGUAUCCUAACUGUGUGUGUUCAUACACAGUGUGGCGCCGCUCCCCUAAAUUAAUAAUCAUCACCAGGACGAGGCUGACAAUGUUACAUACCGAGUAAGAACAAGCAGGAGCAGACAAGAAGGCAUGCUAAUUGCUGAGGUAGCUGCUAAACUACUUUGAAACAACUGAAUAAAUAAGUUUAAGAUGUUUAGAAGGUAGCGUGUUACAGCAGAAAGUAAGCAGUUAUUAACAAGUAAAUGAAUUAAGUUACACAGAGGAUAACGCCACUUAUUUCCUUCCAUCUGAGGCCAACAGUGUGAGUCUUCUUCCAGACUUUGACAAAGUGCUGACACAUCGAAAUCACUUGUUUGAGAAGAUGUUUUUGGAAUUUUCUGUUAUUUAGAAAUGUUUCCAAAAGACCUUCUGUAACUCUUACAAUCCUCCUUUUAAGUGCUUGUCGAUCCAGUGGUUUUCAACAAGCAGCUGCAGUCAAUCAUGACCACUAAUGAUAAGUUCAAAGGAUUUGUCAACUUAAAAUAUAUUCUGGAACCUCCAAGACCAAUCAUAAUAGGAUUUAAGGGACUUUGUGUACUGUAAAUAUUUAAAUAAUGUGUGUAUAAUUCACACCUUGUGUAAAUUAGAUCAAGUCCAAAAUAAAUUCCAAAUAGGAUCAAAUGGAUGGAUGCCCACAGUUCAGUGAAAAUAUACGUUUUUUUUAACAUUAUGAACGUUAAUGCCUGAGAUGAAAGUAUGUCCAUUUCAUCAGUUAUGUCAUGUGUGUGAAGGGAUGGGCACCAAGUUCGGUACUUUUGUAGGUACCGACUAAAUUCUGUCGGUAGUACCGAGUGCCAGUUCACGUUAAAUCAAACGGUUCAAUAUUUCAAUACCUUUGUUGCACCUGAUGUCACGUCCAGGCGCAGACUCAGCAUCGACUUGUUCGUUGUAUAUUUUGGGGUCCAUGUAGGGAUCUUCCGAUCAUUCUUUUUUCAAUAUAAAAUCGACACUCAAAAAACGGAAAUAUGAAAAUUAUUCGGUAUUCGUUUUUUCAUUUUACGUCUGGAAACAAAUAUUGGAAAAAUAUAUAUAUAUAUUUUUUUUAGUUUUGGUUUUGUUAUGAAUAACGAAUGAACGGAAGGUCGAGAGUAAGGCUGCACUUUUCAAAAUGCGCUCGCUCUAUGCUAAUAUACUUUGUAUACGCCAUAUACAUGCUACUGUAUAGCAUUAGUGAUUUUACAUGGCCAUUUCAACAACCUCCAAGUUUGGUAAUGAAAACUACAAACAGGAUGCACGUUACAAUCAAACAGCUGGUGUGUAGUAGGUCCGUGUACGUCGCGGCCAUUCGUUUUUAUGGUUGGAAUAGAACAAUAGUUUAACAUGAAAAUCUACUUUUCACGUUUUUUGAUUUGGUAAUAAAAAAUCA